UUGAAUAAAUUGAAUGGCAGAGAGAUGUGUGUGUGGUAACAAUUAGAAUACCUCAUGGCAGAUCAGAGACCGCCUGAUCAGAGACCCCCAGAUCAGAGACCCCCUGAUCAGAGACCCCCUGAUCAGAGACCCCCUGAGCAGAGACCCCGGCCAACACCACCACCACCAACGUCGCAGAGGCAUAAAUCACGUCACUCAGCAAAUCCGCAAGCACAUCAAUUGCAGCGAGACCGAGAACGAGAAUCGUUAAGAGCGAGGGAGCUAGAACGACAGAGGCAGCGUGAACGUGAGCGUGAGGAAGAACGUGAGCGUGAACAUGAGCGACAAAGGCAGAGGAUUCGUGAACUUCGAACCAAAAAAUCGAAAUCGAAAAUCUAUACCGUCGGACUUAUUUUGGUUGCAAUUAGCUUGGCUCAGUUAAUUGUCCUGAAAGUGUUAGAUGUCGAUUUACAAAAGUACGUGCCGGUGCCGGGAUUCGUUUGGAUGAUGGUUGCUUUAAUUUGCAUGACCAUAAUGAUCUGCACCGAUCUCUUUAGCGUAUAUCCCAUCAACUGGCUAUUGGCAAUCCUAAUUGUGGAGGUGGUUACCUUUGGCGUCGCUGUUGGGCGUUGGACUCUCGUUACAAUGGAGGUGGCUUUUAUGGUUGUGGGCAUAACUCUGUUUAUAACCAUACUACUACAUUUACUUGGCGCCUUCUGCCCGCUAUAUAUGUUGCCAGGCACUAUAGCCAUGUUCAUACUGAUCGCUGCUUUUAUCAUAGUAUUUCUUGCGCUGCAAGCCUUGAUGUACUUCAGCCAUGAUCAGAGCUAUCGUAUUUAUAUUGAUGUUACUCUUGUAGUAUGGAUAGUGUCUGUGACGGUUUAUAGCGCCACAAUUAUUCACGAACGUCGUGCAGAGUCUAUUACUGACGAUUUUCUAAUGUCAGCCAUGUUUAUAACGGUGUUUUAUAUGAUCCUUCUAAGCGCUUUAAUUUCGAUAGCACACUUUUUACUGAUGGACGAACCCGAUACUAGGAAAUUUAAAUAUUUGGUUUAG
Messenger RNA from Scaptodrosophila lebanonensis, 1035 nucleotides. RefSeq lists its product as uncharacterized. The coding region runs from base 55 to 1035 and encodes 326 amino acids. The transcript has a single exon. NCBI's taxonomy places the organism in Eukaryota, Metazoa, Arthropoda, Insecta, Diptera, Drosophilidae. The record is from RefSeq and is a predicted model, not a curated record.